Messenger RNA from Cornus florida, 1125 nucleotides. Its product is annotated as protein FEZ-like. NCBI's taxonomy places the organism in Eukaryota, Viridiplantae, Streptophyta, Magnoliopsida, Cornales, Cornaceae. The coding region runs from base 1 to 1125 and encodes 374 amino acids. The record is from RefSeq and is a predicted model, not a curated record. Gene Ontology annotation, molecular function: DNA binding. Gene Ontology annotation, biological process: regulation of DNA-templated transcription. The transcript has 3 exons.
AUGGAUGAGAGGAGUGAUACAGAUAAAAUGGAUGAAGUCUUGCUGCCAGGGUUUAGGUUUCAUCCCACUGAUGAAGAACUAGUUGGUUUUUAUCUGAAGAGGAAGAUUCAGCAGAGGCCUCUCUCCAUAGAACUUAUCAAACAGCUUGACAUCUAUAAAUUCGAUCCAUGGGACCUUCCAAAGUUGGCAACUACUGGUGAGAAAGAAUGGUAUUUCUACUGUCCGAGGGACCGGAAGUACAGGAACAGCACACGGCCUAACCGGGUAACCGGAGCAGGGUUCUGGAAAGCCACUGGAACAGACCGGCCCAUCUACUCCUCCGACGGUUCCAAGUGCAUCGGCUUAAAGAAGUCCCUUGUUUUCUACCAAGGCAGAGCUGCCAAAGGGACAAAAACCGACUGGAUGAUGCACGAGUUCCGGUUACCUUCUCUCACUGAUCACUCAGCGCCACAAAAGCGAUUUGUGGACAAAAACAUUCCUACCACUGACUCAUCAUGGGCAAUUUGCAGGAUCUUCAAGAAAACUAACUCCACUGCACAAAGAGCAAUAUCUCACUCUUGGGUGUCCCCAAUAUUACCUGAAAUCACCACCACAUCUGAUGUACUCACCCAAGGUGUACACAACACUCAGUACAUCAGUUCAGAGAACAUGUCAUUGACAGCAAAAACAAGUCCACUCAUCAAAUAUGGUAGUUGUUACUUUAAUGAUAUACAACAAUCUUCUUUUACUAGCUUCUCUCCUUUGGACGUCUUUCCCUCCAACAAUGGAGAUCUUCCCCUAAGCUACACAUUUCCGUCCCUCGACAUGUCAGGACCUACCAAACUCACAGUUGAUGCAUCUUCUAUGCCACUGAACAUGUCAUGUUCCAUAUUGGGAGAUUUUGGUCAGUAUGACAACUUCGAAAUGGAAAGGAAUGGGAGUCGUGGAGAAGAGACAGACUCGAUAAAGGAUCCGAAUGUAGCACAUUUUUCUGAUCAAUGGGGGACUACGAAAUCUGUUGGAUUACCCUCCAGUUUGCCUUCAAGUCUGUCGGAUGCAUGGAGAGAAGAUUUUCUAUGGGAUUCUUCCCCUUGUCCUAGUAAUCAGAUGUCCACUAGUUAUUCAACUAACAAGUGCUAUAAUUAG